This is a messenger RNA of Solea senegalensis (Senegalese sole), 2697 nucleotides long. RefSeq names its product sphingomyelin phosphodiesterase 1 (gene smpd1). Lineage: Eukaryota; Metazoa; Chordata; Actinopteri; Pleuronectiformes; Soleidae. Gene Ontology annotation, biological process: ceramide biosynthetic process; sphingomyelin catabolic process. Gene Ontology annotation, cellular component: lysosome. The record is from RefSeq and is a predicted model, not a curated record. Gene Ontology annotation, molecular function: acid sphingomyelin phosphodiesterase activity. The coding region runs from base 221 to 2047 and encodes 608 amino acids. The transcript has 9 exons.
CCAGGAAGAAGAGCGAGAGCACAGAGAGCAGCGCGCUGCGGAGGAAACAUCUCGGCUCCUCUACCUCCUCGUUGUCUCUAAGGACGUCCUUCACGACCCAAACACAGACCCGGACCCGGACCCAGACCCGGACCCAGACCCAGACCCAGACCCAGACCGGGUCCGGUUAUUUUUGAAGACCGAAGUGACAGCUCUCUCUGAGGACACGUCUGUGAGGACAAUGAAGGUGUCCACGCUGCAGCUGCUCAGCUGUCCUGUCCUCCUGCUGCUCCUGCUGCUCCUGCAGCUGCAGCUGUUCCAGGUGUCCUGUGUGCCUGCAGCACAGACUCACUCUCAGGAGCCCAGGCUGCUGUUUGUGGAGCAGCUCAGUCGCUCACAGCUCAGCUUUAACUGGAGGAAUGUCACCUGUCCGCUGUGUAAAGCCAUCUUCACCAUCCUGGACGUGGCACUGCUGAGCGAUGCAAAUGAGGAGCACGUGGCCCGUGCAGUGGGCGAGGCGUGCACCCGCCUCCAUCUGGCCGAGGAGAAGGUCUGUCGGCAAAUCACGGAGCUGUUCAGAGACGACUUCAUCCGCGCGCUGCAGCGGUCGCUGCUGUGGCCGACGGAAGCGUGCGCGCUGCUCGUCGGCCCCUCCUGCGGCAAGUUUGACAUCUACGCUCCGUGGAACAUCACCUUGCCGAAGGUCCCUAAACCUCCUGUGACGCCACCGUCUCCUCCAAAACCUGGAUCUCCACAGAGCAGAGUCCUGUUUCUAACGGACGUCCACUUGGACAAGGAGUAUGAGCCGGGCAGCGCCGCAGACUGUAAGGAUCCUCUGUGCUGCCGUAAAGACUCCAGCGCUCUGUACUGGAGGAGGCGAGAGGCUGGUUACUGGGGGACGUACAGUAAGUGUGACCUUCCUCAGCGGACCCUGGAGAACCUCCUGGAGAACGCUGCCAGAGCCGGACCCUGGGACUGGGUGUACUGGACCGGAGACAUCCCAGCACACAACGUCUGGGCUCAGACCAGGACGCAGCAGCUGUCUGAGCUGAGGAUCGUCUCCAGACUCAUCCACAAACACCUGGGGCCGAACGUGACCGUCUAUCCCGCUGUGGGGAACCACGAGAGCACGCCGGUGAACAGCUUCCCGCCGCCCUUUGUUCACGGCAACAGAUCGUCCAGCUGGCUCUACGAGGCCAUGGCGCAGGAGUGGUCGGCAUGGAUACCGGAGCCGGCCCUGAAGUCUCUGAGAUACGGAGGAUUCUACACGCUGGAGGUCCAGCCCGGUCUGCGCGUGAUCUCUCUCAACAUGAACUUCUGUGCUCGAGAAAACUUCUGGCUGAUGGUGAACUCCACUGACCCGGCCAACCAGCUGCAGUGGCUGGUCCACAUCCUCCAGACCAGCGAGGACAAGGGCGAGAAGGUCCAUAUCAUAGGUCACAUCCCACCUGGUCUGUGUCUGGGCAGCUGGAGCUGGAACUACUAUCACAUCAUCAACAGAUAUGAAAGUACAAUAACGGGACAGUUUUUUGGCCACACACAUCUGGACGAGUUCCAAAUGUUUUACGACGAGGCGACCAUGACACGCCCACUGGGAGUGGCUUUCAUUGCCCCGAGUGUCACGACUUAUAUUAAUCUGAACCCAGGAUAUCGCGUCUACUACGUGGACGGAAACUACCGGGGCAGCUCUCGACUCGUUCUUGACCACGAAACCUACAUCCUCAACCUGACGGAGGCAAACUCCGGUCCCGGAGGCUCACCUGCCGGCCCCGAGCCGCACCCUACAUGGACACUGCUGUACCGCGCCACUGAAGCCUACGGUAUUUCCACUCUGUUUCCCUCCGAUUACAACAGGCUGGUGCGGACCUUUAUUAACGACGACCGGGUCUUCAGAAAGUUCUGGUACUACAGGCACAAAGGACACGUGUCUGAACCCUGCAUGGAGACCUGCAAAACCACAAUGAUUUGCUUUCUGCUGAGCGGGCGCUAUGACGAGCUGGAGCAGUGUGAUCUCCUCAAUGGUUUUGAAGGACACAUGGCCAGAGCUGCCCGGAACACUCUGUGUUAACGUGAAGCGUGUUUGGACUGAGGAGAAGCAGCUCCACCAAAUAUGUAUAAAUGUCUUGUUUCUAAUUAGGGAAACAAUUACUUUUACAGUUUAUGUCGAUUUCAUAAACGAUGAAAGUGCGUCUCGGUCAACAGAUCGCGUUCAUCGGGCUCAGCGCUGACGCGUUUACAUGAGACGACGGAGAUGAAGUGGUUCGUUCAGUCCGACCGCGCUGGUGUCUUUAAUCUGAACCUUUUACAAUAAUCAGAAUGCAUCAGAGUUAUUGUCAGUGUUAUUGUCAAGAUUUUAGGAAAGUUUCAUGUGUGACCUUGGGUUUUGUGAAAGGCACUUUAUAAAUCCAAGUCAUUAUAAUUAUUAUUAUUAUUAUUUAAAUUGGGACGUUUUAGAGUUUUUUUGAUUGAAUCAGGACUUGAGGUUUUGCUUCUUUGUUGUUCAUCAUCAGCCUCAGCAAGGAAAGAUUUAACCAAAAAUAGGACGCGUGUUUCCAGUUUUACUUCUGCACUUUUCUCUUCGUUGGAGGUUUAAUAGAGAUGGAGUUAGACACAGAAUGUGAAGAUUCUCAGGUCGAGAUCGACGUGGCCUUUGGUGUGUACAAUAAUUUAAAGAUUGUAUAUAUGAUGAAAUGAUUAAAAUGAAGAAUCAUCACAAUA